Microplitis demolitor is the source of this 3323-nucleotide messenger RNA. RefSeq names its product ubiquitin-conjugating enzyme E2 Q2. The record is from RefSeq and is a predicted model, not a curated record. Gene Ontology annotation, molecular function: ubiquitin conjugating enzyme activity. Gene Ontology annotation, biological process: protein polyubiquitination. NCBI's taxonomy places the organism in Eukaryota, Metazoa, Arthropoda, Insecta, Hymenoptera, Braconidae. The transcript has 6 exons. Bases 127 to 1281 code for a protein of 384 amino acids. Gene Ontology annotation, cellular component: nucleus.
GCCAUUUUGUCAGAGAGUAAUCGGAGUGCACCCUGUGAAAAUCGGUGUUGGUGUUUAUUUAUUAUCAGAACUGGGUGUUAAUAACCGUCGAAUAAUUAGUUGUUAAUUCGUACGGUAAUACCCCAAAUGGCUUGCUUGAAUACACUCAAGCAGGAGAUAAAAACUCUUGAGUCUGUCUUCCCAAAAAGUCAUGAAAGGUUUCAGAUAAUGUCCGCGAGUGUGGAUGAACUCAGCUGCAGAUUUGUCGGUAAAAAUGGAAAGAAAUAUGAAAUUCACGCCAACAUUACCGAAACUUAUCCUUCGACUCCACCAGUCUGGUUUGCAGAGUCCGAAGAAACUAGUGUCACAAAUGCCGUACAAAUAUUAAGUAACACAACGGGUCGUGACAAUCACGUUAUUAAUCAAGUAGGAAUACUAUUGAAAGAACUAUGUCGCCUUCAUUCGAUACCCGAGCCACCGGAUGUAGAGAGAUUAAGAACGGCAUUAGAUCCUCUGAGAUUAGGAGCCGCUGCAACCGCUGUUGUGGCACAACGAAUGGAAGCUGAGGAUACCGAGGAUAUUGAGGAAGACGAAGAAAGUGAGUCUGAGGAGGAUCUUCAUUUAGAUAUGGACGAGGGUGAAGCUAACAAGAAGAGUAAGGCUGACGAUAUGGAUUUAGAACAUUUAGCAACGCUAGAAAGGUUGCGGCAAAAUCAGAGGCAAGAUUAUUUAAGAGGUUCUGUAUCGGGUAGUGUGCAAGCUACUGAUAGGCUUAUGAAAGAAUUGCGUGAUAUUUACAGAAGCGACAGUUUUAAAAAAGGAAUGUAUAGCAUAGAAUUGGUGAACGACAGUUUAUAUGAGUGGAAUAUCAGGUUAAUGUGCGUUGAUCCUGAUUCACCAUUGCACAAAGAUUUGGUACUUCUUAAAGAAAAAGAAGGCAAAGACAGUAUUCUCCUUAACAUGAUGUUUAAGGAAGCGUAUCCUUUUGAACCACCAUUUGUGCGAGUAGUUCAUCCCAUAAUAUCCGGUGGUUACGUACUGGUGGGAGGAGCUAUUUGUAUGGAAUUGCUCACAAAACAAGGCUGGAGUUCUGCGUAUACAGUUGAGGCAGUGAUAAUGCAGAUAUCAGCGACCUUAGUUAAGGGAAAAGCCCGUAUACAAUUUCAGGGUGCCAGUGGAGCUGGUAAAAAUUGUGGCGGACAAGGUCAAUAUAGUCUUGCACGUGCCCAACAAUCAUUUAAAUCCUUAGUGCAGAUACACGAAAAAAAUGGCUGGUUCACACCACCAAAAGAAGACGGCUAAUAAAUUCCAUUCAAACAAAUAAAUCAGUGCCGAAAAUAAUUAACAAAAAAAAUGUCAUAUGUGAAAAUAAAAAUGAGUGCUUACAUCUGAAAACUUUAAUAUAAAAAAAGUAAACAAAAGAAAAUAAUGAUGUGUGCCCCUUAAACAAUUAAUUGUUAACGUAAACAUAAACGAUUUGAUACAACAUAAAUUACAACAUUAAUUUAAGUAAUUAUAUAAUAAGAAACAAUUAUUAAUAAUUAAUUAAUUAAUAAUUAAUCUUAUCUAUAAUACGUUUAAAUAUGAAUUGCUAAUAAGGCUGCCGCGCUAACAGUUUCAAGUGAUUCAAUGUUAAGAUUUUUUUUUUUUUAUUAAUCUCAUUAAUGUUUCGAUCGCAAAUUUUAUAUUAAUAUUAUAAUUGUUAUUAUCAUUAUUAUUAAUACCAUUAUCAUUGAAAUGUAUUUUAGUAAUGACGUUUAAUUAUAAUUUAAUUUUUUUAAGUUUUAUGUUAACCACGUAAUUAUUAAUAAGUUAAUUAUUAAUUUUGUUAUCAAAAUUUUAUGUUAACAAUCGUGCUUCCUUUUUAUUUUACUCGAUGAUAAUUAAACGAUAAAAUUUGCGAUCAAAUUUAUUAAUUUUUUUAAUAAUAAGAUUCUCAAAAUUUAAAUAAUUGACAAUUUUUUCUAUUAGUAAUUUUUAAUAACGAAAAUAAUUCGUUCGUACAAUUAUAUUUCUCAUUAAUUUAAUUAUCUGUUUAAUUUUUUUAAUUAGUUUGUAAUAAGUUAAGUUAUUAUUUUUUUUAACGGGUUUUUUUUUAUAAUUCUUUUUAAAAAGGGAUUCGCAUCGUACCAGCUUGUCUUGAUGACAGUUUUAUUUAGAGUUAACGAUGACUGAAUUAUUCCUUUAGUAUAUCAUUUUUUUUAAUAUUAUAAUUGUUAGUUCAAUUAUUAUAAUUAGUAUUGUAAGUCAGCCUUGGAAACAAACAUACAAAUUUAACCACGUGUCCAUUGUUUUAUUAGUAAAAAAUGUAGUGUACUGAAUGAGUAUACUUAAUUAAAUUUUUAAUAAUUACUUAAAAAAUGAAAAUGAUAAAAUAAUAAUUUUCGUAUCGAUAAUCUUUAUAAUUAUAUUUUUAUUUUUAUUUUAUUAUAUUAUUUUUUUACACAAAUUUGAAAUUCGUAACUGAACUCAAAUUUUUUAAUCAAUCGAACAAAUUUUCUAAGAAAAAUUACUCAGAUACGGUCAUAUAUAAUCAUGCAUUAAUAUAUGAUCAGAUAAGACCAUUUUUGUAAAAUCAUCAUAUUUAAUCAAAUAUGUUCAAAAAGAAUCAUACUUGAAAAUUUAUAUGGAUAUCUAGAAUUUAUAACAGAUACAAUAAAUCUCAUCUGAUCAUAUAUGAUCAGACACGAUUAUAUAUGUUCUUAUCUAUUUAUGUCUAGUAGAAUAUGGUCACAUAUAUCUCUUCAUAUAUGAUCAGAUAAGGAAAUGUUUCGUAUUAAAAAAUUCUCAAUUUUCAUAUGUUUACAAAUAUGAUUCCGUUUAAUCAUAUAAGAUUAUAUAUGGUCAUAUAUGAUAUCAUACGAGACCAAGUAGAAUCAUAUCCAUAAAUAUGUGAACAUUUGAAAGGUAAAAAAAAUUUCUAUAUGAUCAUAUAUGUCUCAACAUAAUUAUGUAUGCCAAUAUGUUCAUAUAUACUUAUAUACGACCACACAUGUGCAUAUAUGAUUAUGCAUACUAUGUGGAUAUAUAUGAACAAAUAUGGUCACAUAAUCAGAUAUUUUCUUACAUGAUCCUAUGUGGUCAAUGAAGUAAUUUUUUUAAUUUGAUCAGAUUUAAGUAUUUAUAUAAGAUGAUAUAUGAUCAUAUCUGACUAUUGUUCACCAGGUCAAUUACCAACUCACGAUAAUUUUUUUUACAUUCUAAUAUUUUUGUAAAAGUGUUUAAUUUGUAUAAUUAAAUUAUGAAACAGGAACAAAAAAUAACCGAAUUUGCACGAAAAUAUCGUUUAUAUUUACAAUAACAAAAUAUAAUUAUGUUAUUUUUUUUAAUUAAUUGAUUAAUUA